AAUAGGUUAUGUUAUUAAACAUCGGUAGGAAAUCUGUUUACAAAAUUAUAACUAGAAUAUUAUUUUGUGAAGUGAUGGAAAUGAAUGUAGAAACAGCAGCCAGAAUAUGUCCGGUUCAGUUGGAAAAUGAAAGUUUGAUAUGCGUGCAAAGUAAUACGCUCAACAACACAAUCCAAUUAGCAAACAAUCAAACGUAUCCCGUAAACUACGCCUUACCUGCAAAUUGUUGCCAAAACACAGUGUUUCAAAGGGUAGUUGAACCGUUUAUUAACUAUCUAUUAGAAGGCUGUGAUGUAUCAAUUGUUACAUUUGGUCAACCGAAUUCUGGUAAGUCUUAUACACUAUAUGGACCAGGAUUCCAUUAUGCUGCCAGUGAAAUUGAGCAUGGUGUGGUCCCUAGAUUUGUAAGGGAAAUUUUCACAAAAGUUAAACAUUUCAAAGAUAGAACAUGGUCAGUUCACAUAACUUGGUCACAGAUAUGUGGAGAUACAGUACAAGAUUUGUUAGGGGGGGGCAGUGUUGAGUGUGAAGAUAUUUUAGAUGCAUUUCAAUUAAUCCAAGUUGGACUGACGAAUGUUGCUCCAAAAUGUGCCCAUACAUUGUUUACCCUGACAUUAGAACAACAAUGGAUUAUUGAUACAAGUGUGCAACAUAGAGUAUCCACAGCAAGUUUUGCUGACUUAGCUGGCUGCGAAAAGAUGUUAGUUUAUGACAAUAAUGGCUUACUUCAGACAUUGCCUCGUGAUCCUGGAUUACAAGCCCUACAGUCUUGUAUAAUGAUGCUUUCUGACCCUUAUUUUAAAAUGAGUCAUUGUAAUGCAACCGAAGUUCCUUACAGUCAGUCAGUUUUAACAACAUUAUUGAGGGAUUCUUUUGGUGGGCGAGCAAAAACCUUAUUAUUUUGCUGCAUUUCUCCCUUGGUGAAUGAUUUUCCGGAAACUUUAUAUACUCUUCAAUUAGCAUCAAGAGUUCAGCUAAUUAGGAAUAUGGUUACUGUUAACUCAUAUCUUACUUAUGAAACUAUCCAAGAUAAUACAGAUGUUUUUGGCCUCCAGUUUGCAGCAAAUCAGUUACUAAAACUUGUGUCAAAUGCUGAAGAACUCUUUCAAAAACUUGUGAUGACAGGCCUGUUAAAGAACCAAGAAUUGGAACAGAUAUCACACUGGUUGACUUUGAAACAGGAGUGUGAGGAGUGUUUGAGUGAGAAUUCUGAACCUCAUCGAUCAUUGGAACGAAUUGAAGAGGAAGAUACUGAAAAUUGCAGCGAUGACGGUUCGGAAAGUGAUGAAGGCUUAAUUGAGGAAGAUGAAUAUCAAAAUUUGUCCGAAAGAUUGGAUUUUUUGAUGGAAGAUUUCCAAACCACUACAGAUGCCUUAAUUUCCAAAGCCAACAAUAUGGACGCAAAUGGUGACUCUCACAUAAAAGGAUGCACAAAUAGUUCACCCAAUGCGAUAUAUCGCUUAAAAGGAGCUCGAGGUAGAAGAAUCAGCAUACAUUCUGUCGAAGAACUACGACCCAAUGUAUCAGUAAAUUCCUCGAUGAUAAGUGAAGACGACGUUAUAACUGAAAACGAGCAGAAGGAUGUUUCCAACACCCCUAUGACUUACGAGCUCAGAAAGAAGUUAAUUAAACAGUUAAAUAUUGCAAUACAGGGUUAUCAAAAACAAAUAAAUGAUCUGGAGCAAACUAUAAGAGUUAAAGAGAAUUUAAUAUACCAAUUGUUGAAACAUAGGGAUACCAAAUCUCAUGCUUAUUCGAAAAUUGAAUUGAAGUGUCAAAAAUUAAAAAAGGAGUUUGAAAGUGUGCAAGAAAAGGUGUCCCAAGCGGUUGUAAAUAAAAAUCGUUAUCUGGAGGCUAAAUAUAAAGAUGAAUUGGAUGAACUGGAAUCGAAACUAAAAGAUAUUGAAGAUUUAAAAAAUAUAACGGAUGACGGCAAUAGAAAGGUUAUGGAGCUAGAAAGCAGUUUGCAUACUUCAAAGAAGCAAUUGGAAAAGCUAAAGAAACACAAGAAGAGGGAUGAAAAGCGGAAACUAAAUUGCGAGUCUCAACUAAAAGGCGAGAAGAAGAAAAUAAAUGUUUCCAAAGAUAGUUGCGACAGCAUAGAUAAACAGAAAAAAAGCCAAGAUGAUUCCAAAGCUUUAGUUUUUCUUCCCACCGUUUAUUCUCCACAAUGCAGUAUUUCUUUUUCAACUGAAGAUCUAGAAAGAUAUCGACAUGAAAUUCGCAACUUGCGAAAAACUAGAGAGUAUCUGCUUGAGCAACGAUUCAAAAUUGAUACAACAUCUCAGAAUAAGAAAAUUCUUAACGAAAUUGAAGAAAGAAAGCUGCUGCAGUACGAAGAAGCAAUUGAAGCCAUCGAUUUAGCCAUUGAAUACAAAAAUGAAAUAUUGUGUGGGCACAGAAACAUAAAUGAGAAAGCUGUGGACAAGGUUGAGGAGCAGAGCGAGGUUAUGAUGAUGGAUAGACUGAUGCAACUUAACGAAAACGAAAUGAGAAUGUUGCUGUAUAAAUACUUUCAUAAGGUAAUUGACUUACGGAGCAGCAGCAAGAAAUUGGAAGUGCAGGUCAAUGACUAUGAAACUCAGAACGAGACUUUGAUCAGUAGAGUUCAGAAUCUGAGCCACACUCUACAGCAAGUGCGUUUAGAAGGUGAAAGAAGGGUUAUUAAUCUGCAGCAGCAACAUGAGGAUAAGAUCCAUUUGGUUUUGCGGCACCUGGCAAAUGAUAAUACUGGUGGGGAUGAUAAAAGAAUGAUAUCAAAAGUUUUCGGCAAGCAAAGUAUUCCAAGAUCGAUGUGCGGCACAAGUAAACUAGUAGAGAAAAAUAACAGUUUAAUAACAAGAUUUACUACCAGGAUAGCGAGGCACGAAAUAGUUCCAAGACAGCUUCAAGCAUCAAUUCCUUCCUCUCAGGCGAAAUUAACGAGGCAAAAGAAUAAACUGUUCAUUCAGCAAACCAAUAGUUAAGUAUGCUUUAUUGUAAUCUUUGGGAUUUAUUUUUAUAUGCUUCGCAUUGAAAUGUGGGUUUCUAAGAAACCGAAAAUUUUAGUGAGUGCUCUGUGGCAAUGUGUAGAGUGACCUUUUUAACAAUUUUAUUGCAUUUGAAUCUUUACAGAAUCCGAGUAAUUUUUUAGAACAACCGAUAAUUUUAAACCUGAAAAACAUUAAAGAAUCUUAAAGAAACUAUUCCCCGCUUUCCGAUCACAUUUUAGUAAAUAAUAUUUUGGAAUGGACUACAAAAUUUAAAUUUGAAACAUUUUAUAUUAGGAACAAUUUUUCAAAAAAAUGUUCUCCCCUCAUUACAUGCAUAUGUAAAAUGUUUGCCAGGCAAUUGCCAGAUAUGCACUUGAAUCGAGUGCUCCAAUGCUGUCAUCAAUUUGGAGCUUAAGUGAACUGGUCACUGGUCCAAAAACUCAUUUGACUUCUAGGUGCCAUGACUGAAAGAAAUCAUGAAUCUCUUUAUUGGAUGAAAUUUGAGAGUUAUUCAUUUUAUAUAUAUUAUUAAUUUUGCACCAAUUAGAAAAAGAUCCAAAUGCCUCAGAAGUACAAAAAAAUGGCCAUGAACACCCAAUAAUCUUAGCUUAAUGAGUAAUUCCUGUUGGCCCUUUUCAGAGCUUUAGAAAAAUUUGUGUAAAACAGAUCAGUCAGUCAUAUAAAAAAAAGAAAUACGAAAAAAAUUAAUAAUUAGUUAUCCAAAAAUCCCCGCCUUUUCAAUCCUAAAAUGCAGUUUAUAUUGAGGAUUGUUUAAUAGGCAUGUCACCCGGUAUACACGUGGUUCAAGCAACCCCAGUUAAGGUGAACAAUCAUUACUUAUUUGCUAGUUAGUUAAUUGCAAAGUGUUAGUGUCCUACAAUCACAAGACUAGAAGUCAAAUCCACCACGUAGGUGAGAAGUUUAAUUCUUAUGAACUAUAUUUACUAAAAAUGUGACAUUUUAUAAUAUACAUUAAAUUAGUGACAUUACAGUUUAUAGUUUCUAAGGGAUAUUAGCAUAAAUAAUUUUAAAAAAUCCUUGAGAAGUCGAUAUAAGUCAUUUUAUAUCUUAUUUUAUUUGCUCUUGUAUGUACUGUAUUGUACUGUAGUACUGAUUUCAGGUGUGGAAUGAAGUUGUUUUGAGCUUUCUAAAUAUGUAAUUGCCUACAUCUUUUGUUAACAAUAUAUACAUAUAUAAUAAUAUAUAGAUACUCUGACUACAACAUUUAAAGAUUUGAGUCCACCUACACGGUCUCAAACACUUAAGGUCCAACUAAAAGAGACCGCAUAAAUCAUUCAUGAAAUUGCCAUUGUUGUGAUGACACUAUAUGCAUGUGGCAAGGGACGAGUGGGGAGAGAGGUGCUGCCAAAAUAUGAAUCGUUGCUAUGGUAACUUUCAUAGUUAGGAGAAAAUCAUUCCCGUCAGGGGAAAUUAUUCAUUGGCGUGCGUGAUUAAAAUUGUCAAUUUGCAAAUAGUAAAUUGAAAUAAUAGACAAAGUAUCAUCUGUGACAAAGUUUUUUUACAACACGCCUCAAGUUACCUGGCAGUUUUAUUAUUGCCCCAAAAAAAGAUCCAAAUGAUCCAUUUUACCUUUUUUCCAAUAACAUAAUAUUUGUAAUUUAUAAAUAUCCCUUAACCUUUUAAUACAUAUUAAAAAUCCCAAAAACCCUGUUUUCCGCUGAGAUAGUGGUUUCCAACCUGUGAGGCGCGCAUGCUGCUGUUUCCAAAAUAUCAUUUUGUUUUUGUACUUUUGGAAGAUCAACACCUACAAAAUCGGGCUCAAAAUCUUUCGAUAAAAAUAAUACGGCAUCAAAGCCACGUUUGCUCAAUCUGAGUUUUCAGCGUCACUUUAAUUUAUUUACGUGCCCACUGUAAAUGUCACCUUAUAAUUUUAUUAGCGGCAUGCAAACCAAAAUUUUGUUUUUACAUAUUUUGAUACAUAAUUUUAUUGCUUUUUAUUUUGACUUCUAUCAACCAUAUAUGUUUGGGAAGUAAUUUCUGACAAGCUUUAUCACAUUCAAGACCAGCUAACACAUUUAUGAAAAAAUAGGCCACUGGAAUUUCCCAUGCCCUAUUUAUGCAGACAAGCAACUAACCAAAACUAACAUUUCUUUUGCUUCUGACAAAUUUGCUCCUACAUCCACAUAACCAGAAAAAUUUUCCUGUCGAUUCUACCUGUCGCCUGAUUGACAUUUCAUCCAACACCAAAUUGCAUAACCAUAUUCUAAUUUGUACCAUAAUAUAAUAAAGACUUAUUAAAUGUUUUUCUUACGAAAUUGUAGGCCCUUGGAGAGUAAAACGCCAAAGUUAGGGCAAAUGAUCUUAUUGAUUUGAGUUUUUGGAUUUUUCAACAUGCUUUAAAGAGACUUGACCGAUCCGGAUAAUGUUGUCUAAAAUUCUUAAAACUUCAUCACCAAAAAUUUAAUGCACUUUUACUGUUUUAAAACACAUGUCAAAAUCAAAAACUAUAAACUGUCUUAACAAUAGUUUUAGUUUAAAAAAAUAAUGUUGGUAACUAUGUAUUUGACAAACGCUUUAAAAAGCAAAUUUAAGCAAAUGCCUUAAAUGUACCUUGAGGGUACUUCUGAUGAUUCAAAUUUAUGAUUUAUGAUGAUUUAAUUUAGCAAGCCAUUUACUGUUGUAAUUGACAUAAUUGGUUAAAACUUCUGAUGCAAUGUUUGGCCAGGCAUGUAACUAGAGUUCACAAAAUGGAAUCAGAGAUUCAAAAGAUAUUGUCAUAUCCCCCUAAAAACCCUGAAAGAACGAAACUAAUUGGGACACUCAGAAAAAGCAGAAAUUACACAAACUCAGCAUCAGUCCAAAAAGCGGUUAAAAUGGGAGUUCUUCAGAGAGGAAUAUUGCCAUGCAUCGAUUAUCUAUCAAUUAGGAAAACUUGUGGUGGUAACACGUCGACAAAAACAGCUCAAUCAUUGGAAAUCUACCAUCAUAAGUAAUAAUAUGCAGAAAUAAUACACGACAUAAUAGAAUAAAAUUAACAAAUAUUAUCGCACGGGUUUGGGAGCAAUCGGAUUUUUUCGGAGAUUUUAACGCACGGCUGUCACGCAUGUCAUACUAAAAAACUAAUGGUCAUAGAAAAAGUACAGUAUGCAACGCGUUGGAUCACUCGUUUAUUGAACACUAGCUCCGCUCGUGCCAAAUAAACUCGUGACUCAAAUGCCGUUUACCACACUUGCUGCAUGAUAUAAAAAAAGGAAAGCACACUCCGACGUAGUACAAUACGCAAAUAAAAUGGAGAUUAAACUUCCCUAUAAUGACGACGGUGUAAGCGUCUGUUUAUUGCGAGGUUGUCACAUGAUAAAACUGCGUGCAAAAUUAUGAAAUAUACAGGGCGUUCACAGUGAAAAUAUUUUAAAAAUGGAAGAAAAGAAUUUACCAUUAUUAUAAAACUUCAGAAAUUGAAAUUUAUGCCGAAACAAUGUAAUCCAGUAAAAGGCAACUUUUCUUUAUUCCUAAACAUUACGCAUCCCCGAAAUCAGAGCAAAAAUGUCUAGAGCCCCUGUACCCUUUAAAAUAUUGAAAAUUGACAUCUUAUCUUCAUAAGAGUAUAUAGUUGCUGCAUCUCGAUAAUGGUAAGGCAUAAGGAUUUAGGGAAAAUCUAUAUAAAUAACGUUGGACAAAGUUAGAUUCUAUUAGUAUUAUAGUCACUAAUUAAUUUAUUAUUACCCAAGUUAACAAAAAGACAAGCCAAAUAGUUUUGAAGGAUAUAAUAGUUCGACACAAUUAACACUGAAAUUGGGCUUUUAAUAAUUUUAGUAAUAAAUCAUUUUGCCUUACGUUUUUUUUCGUAUUAAUUCGUAUAAUUAAACAUUUUUCAAUAUAGCUGAGCCAAUUUGAGUACAAUUAUGAGCCAGACAUUUAUUAGAAGUACAAGAUUAUCUGAACCAAAAUGGCAUAUAUGGCAUAGAUAUUUGAUUCUGAUUUAUGCUUAAUAUCGUCAAAACUACUCGGCACUAAAAACUUUUUGAAUAGAUGAAGCUAAGUAAUCUAAAAGUUUUUUUCCUAAGUGUUUACCAUUUGAGGUACUACUGCCUUAUGCCCUUAUUUGGUCACUCUAACCAAGCAAUCUCAAUAAGGCUGAUCUAAACUAUAGCUACCUUUUGUUAGCCGUUUAUUUAGUAGUGUUAAAUUUGUGUGAUAACUGUAGUAUUGUUUAUAUUAUAUAAAUAUG
This is a messenger RNA of Cylas formicarius (sweet potato weevil), 7161 nucleotides long. RefSeq names its product kinesin-like protein costa (gene cos). Bases 9 to 2966 code for a protein of 985 amino acids. NCBI's taxonomy places the organism in Eukaryota, Metazoa, Arthropoda, Insecta, Coleoptera, Brentidae. Gene Ontology annotation, biological process: mitotic spindle organization; microtubule-based movement. The record is from RefSeq and is a predicted model, not a curated record. The transcript has 4 exons. Gene Ontology annotation, molecular function: microtubule binding; ATP binding; microtubule motor activity.